GCUCGAUUCCUUCUCUGCUCACAAACACUAAUCGUCUCUCUCUCUCUCUCUCUCUCCCCGUCUGCCGAGUCUGUAAGUUCACAAUGAGCGCAUUACGCCCCCUCCAUCUCCUUCUCUUCUCUCUCGGUGUACUAGCUAUCUCCGCCAAAGCUCACAACAUAACUGAGAUCCUAUCUGGAUUCCCCCAGUACUCCUCAUUCAACAGCUACCUGAGUCAAACGAAGCUGGACGAUGAGAUCAACAGCCGUCAGACUAUCACCUGCCUUGUCCUCGACAAUGGAGCUAUGUCUGCCCUCACAGCCAAGCAUCCCCUCAGCGUCAUCAAGAAUGUGCUUAGCCUCCUUGUUUUGCUCGAUUACUAUGAUCCUGCGAAGCUCCAUCAGAUCUCCAAAGGCACCACUCUGACCACCACUCUCUAUCAGACCACUGGACACGCUCCUGGCAACAACGGUUUUGUCAACAUUACCGAUCUCCAAGGCGGAAAAGUCGGAUUCGGCUCGGCGGCUCCUGGCUCGAAGCUGGAAUCAUCUUAUGCCAAAUCUGUUAAGCAAAUCCCCUACAAUAUUUCAGUGCUGCAAAUUAGCGCGCCUAUUAUAGCGCCGGGGAUCUUAACGGCUCCGGCUCCGUCGGCUUCGGACUUUAACAUAACGGCUUUGCUUGAGAAGGCUGGAUGUAAGACUUUUGCCAGUUUGCUUGUGACGAGUGGUGUGAUCAAGACCUACGAGUCGGAGCUCGAGAAAGGCUUGACAGUAUUUGCACCUAACGACGAGGCCUUCAAGGAUGAUGAUGUCCCCGAUCUAAGCAAGCUCACUAAUGCCGACAUGGUCGCGCUCUUACAAUACCACGCUUCGGCUGGUUACAGCCCCAAAGGAACCUUGAAGACCACCAAAGAUCCGAUUCCAACUCUGGCCUCUAAUGGCGCUGGAAAGUUCGAUCUGACUACAACGACUGCUGGCGACGAAGUCACACUCCACACAGGGGUUGACUCAUCCAGAAUCGCGGAAACCAUUCUUGACUCAACACCAGUCGUCAUUUUCGCCGUCGACAGCGUGUUGCUCCCCAAAGCUUUGUUCAGCAAAUCUCCGUCUCCGGCACCGGCACCAGAGCCUGUUACUGGUCCAUCUCCAUCACCAGCCACUCCAGCUCCGGCUCCGGUAGCAGAGGCGCCGUCUCCGAGAGCGGCAUCGCCGCCGGCUCCUCCAAUGGAUACGCCGGAGGCAGCUCCAGCUGACGCGCCAGAUUCAUCGGCAAAUAGCAAGGCGGAGAACGACGCCGUUCACGUGAGUGCACCUGCAUUGUUCUCCUUACUGAUGAUCAUCUCUGCCACUGUCAUUUCCACAGUUUUCUUGUUCUGAACAGUAUUUAUGGAGAACGCCUGUUAAUUUCUUCCAUUUUCCGGUUCGUCGUUCGCGUUCUUUGUUUUUUAUUUAAUUUUUUCUUAUUUUUUUCGGAUUUGCGUUUGUAUUAUUUUUCCGUUGUUAGUACUGAUUAGAGAGUUUAAUUUUUAAUUUAUAUUUAUUUUUAGUUUUAAUUUAACAUAUUUCCACUUCGAGUUUAGUAGUGGAGUGACGCUUACAAGUACGAACAGUGUUCUUUGCCAGCCAAUCCACUGAGUGGCGUUUUCUUUUUCUCGUUA
Carica papaya (papaya) is the source of this 1636-nucleotide messenger RNA. RefSeq names its product FASCICLIN-like arabinogalactan protein 8 (gene FLA8). NCBI's taxonomy places the organism in Eukaryota, Viridiplantae, Streptophyta, Magnoliopsida, Brassicales, Caricaceae. Gene Ontology annotation, cellular component: plasma membrane. The record is from RefSeq and is a predicted model, not a curated record.